Molecule: messenger RNA, 888 nt
Organism: Eimeria tenella
Lineage: Eukaryota; Apicomplexa; Conoidasida; Eucoccidiorida; Eimeriidae
Product: integral membrane protein, putative
Exons: 6
Coding region: 1-888 (295 amino acids)
Biological process (GO): intracellular manganese ion homeostasis
Cellular component (GO): membrane
Molecular function (GO): manganese ion transmembrane transporter activity; iron ion transmembrane transporter activity
Source: RefSeq, a predicted model, not a curated record
AUGGCUCAGCUAAUGGGAGAUGAGGAAAGAAGGGAUGUUUACUCUGCCACAACUAACGCUUUGCAAACGCGGUUCUAUGCUAUGUAUAUCAGGGCUGCUCAUCAGCACAACCACCACCACAGCCAAAAUCCCGGCGACUACGGCGAACUCUCUGGCGUUCACACGGAGGCACAUAAGAAAACGUCUUCAGACUACUUGAAAGCCAUUGUAUUUGGUGGUCUUGAUGGCAUUGUCACGAUAUUCGCUAUUGUUGCUGGAUGCGUUGGCGCCAAUCUACAUCCGUCGAAAGUCGUUAUCAUUGGCAUUGGAAAUCUUCUGGCGGACGCGAUUAGUAUGGGUUUCGGAGAGUUCGUGAGCUCUGCAGCAGAAGACGAUUUUGUCAAGAGCGAAAGGGACAGAGAGGAAUGGGAAAUAGAAAACUGUCCCGAUGAGGAAAAGCAAGAAAUGAUUGAGAUUUAUAGAGACCGCUAUGGCUUUACAGAGGAAGAUGCGGAUUCCCUCGUAAAUAUCACAUUCAAGUACAGGGAGUUCUUCGUCCGGCAUAUGAUGGUGGAAGAAUUGGGACUCAUGGCAACAGAGGGCCCCAGUCCCCUACGAAGAGGCGCGGUCAUGUUCGCUUCCUUUUCGAUCUUCGGGUUACUUCCACUGGCCGGCUUCGUUGCUUGGCUGACGCUGUCAGGAACGAGCACAGAUGGCCACUUGGCAUUUGCCAUGGCGUGCGUUGUGUCUGGCAUCGCGCUGUUCAUUCUUGGAUUCUUCAAGGGCCGCUUCGUCAACCAGAGUUCAUUAAAGUCAGGGCUUCUGAUGAUCAUUAAUGGAACCUGCGCGGGCACCGUGGCAUAUACUGUUGGGGCAGCUUUAGAAGGUGUUGUUGCUGGAACGUUAUAG